GUUUACAUGUGUUUUGCACAAGAUUCUUACAGUUACAGAUAAUUUUCCAUUUUUGUUAUAUACACGUGAUAUACACUGUGGUUUUGCACAGGGCAAGGCACAGGGGGCAAAGGGCAUAUAGAACAACAAAUUUGCAUGGGGGGGACGAAAGAUAAAGGUCAAGAUGGGCACUGGUGCAGGACGUAGACUGCCGUAACAUGCUGCCUGCAUUGUGUACUGAUAUUAUGGAUGGAGGAUAGCUAAAUAAAGCCUAGCAGCAGGCUGAUAAAUAAGAAUGCUGGGAGCUCUUUGAAGGGAUGUAUCUUGAAUUAUUGGAUGAUCAAGAAAAUUAUAACUUGGACAUGGGAUCUGUUGUGCUGUCAGCGCUGCAUCGCUGGAAACGCCAGGAGUCGAGCCGACGGCAGCGCCUCUGCCGGCAAUCGCUGAAACGACGCCGCGAGCAGCAGCGCAGUCGGCAGGCGAGCUUAGGUGAGGCGGAGGCGGUCGUCCCUCCGCCAACUCCCCACAGCCGGCCGGGGUCGGCUAUCACUCGAGAGCGGCCCGCUGCAGAGGGCCGUAGCGGAACCGUAUCGGGCACCUCGGAACGCGGGGCGGGACGUCAGCUACAUAAGAAUGGGGACGAAUCUCGACCGCCAACUGCCCUCCCAGCUAGCGGUGCUGCUCAGGUGGUGUGUCCUCGUCCGGACUGCGGCACGAUGUGUCUGUCGGCGUCCCAGCAGGGCGGGCCGCCCCACCACCGUAGGACCGAGCUGCAGCCGCCGCCCGGCGUGCCGGCAGAGUUCCUAGCGACGGACGGCGGCGGCAGCGGCGCUGAUAGAGGUCUGGAGGCACUGCGCUGUCCGGCCUGCGACUGGUGCGUAGCCGUGCGCGUGGGCGCCGUCUGGACGCCUCUGGAGGUGCUGCUGCGGGACACCCAGCGCCGCGGUCCCGGCUGGCACCGGGUCACCUCACUGGCCGACCGGGCCGCCCUCUAUCUGCUGCUCGUCUACAUUUACGGCGAGCGCGAGCGGUCGGCGGCGCGGCGCGAGCCGGCGCUCCGCCCGCCGCCGCCGGGCGACUCGGCGCUGCUGCUGUUCGCCGAGGACGGCUCCGCGGUCGGCUGCGCCACGCUGAAGCGGCGCGGACAGCUGCUGCGUGAGCGCGCCGGCCCGGAGCGCUUCCAGAUGGAUAUCCUGGACACGGUGUUUGUCCGGUGCGCGGCCCGCCGCUCGGGCCGGACGCUGGCGCUCCUGGAGAAGCUGGCGGGCGCCGCGGCGCGGCUGGGCCGCCAGCUGGGGGUGACGCGGCCCACGCCGGCCAUGCGCCGUCUGCUGCGCGCCUUCCUGGCCGGCAGGCCGUGGGCGCGCGACCUGCUCUUCGAGGUCACCUGGGCGGCCGGCGUGCACAAUCGCACCAACAUCUGGGAGCAGCUGGUGGCGGACGGCGCCGGCGAGGGUCCCGAGGGCGCCGCCCCGUCGUCAUCCAGUGCCUGAGAACACUGUGGCGGAUCGGUGAACCGAAGCCGCUCCCAGAGGACCGGCAUACGGUUUUCUACGGUGAUGCUGCCGGCGAUCACGGGAACUCGAGCUUGUGAGCUUUUACAUGAAUCCAGUACCUAAUUGCAACCACCAAAAAGGACCGAUGCUAUGGUAAGUUCUGAUGCUGUGCAGCUUUUCUUACUGAUAUUGAUCCAACUAGCCGGGCUUAGUUUACUAUCUCUGCGUAGUAAGUCGGUAGAAUAUGCUCGCUUUGCAGUUUUCAACUCUGUAGUUUGUUCCAUGAAGUAGGUUUUCAUUAUUUUAUCAAAGCUGGUGAUGCCGAUGGAGAAUCAUUGACGACAAUUGGCAGCCAGGGUUAUUAGGGAACGGUGCCUGCAUGGUAAAGUGAAUCCAUGGAACCUGGCUUGAUUCGGUGCAUAUUUUAUCUAUAUUUAUCAAAGUACAAAAGGCUGGCAGAUCACCAUAAAUACUCCAGAAAUCCUAACUAUAUAUGCAAUGCGCUUGUGACUUACAGCCGUCAACGCAUAAGUGUAUAGUGUAUAGUUGUACCUACCUAAUUUGAAUCGGUCAUUUCAUGCAUAUUUUGCUUAUUGAGUUACGAGGGAUUGCUUGCGCUGUGCGCCGUCUGAUUAACUCCGUGUUGUGUGCAAAUGAUUCCCGGUACUACCGUUGACCUGCCGGAUCGGCGAGGUCCCGGCUCUCUGACUGCGCUAUGCCCGCCGGCUGUGACCGGUCACAGUCUGUGCCCCCACUAACGACGGCUCAUGUGUAACACACACCGCGGCCGGCCGGCCGAUCGAUCGCCCUGGCGAUCAAACAGCGCUGGCUGGCUCGCUCCGCGGCCGCGCCGCCGGUGGUGACUGAUCCAGAGUCUGUGCUCUCCGCACUGGACCGGACACGGACGGACCGUACCGGCCACUUACUUAGCGCCGGCCGGAACGCGGAACUGUGCAUGUUUCCUUACGAGCGCCAGACACAUGAAGCCAGGCGAGCUUUCCGCGCACGAGUAGUGUGCCAGCGUCGUUCGAAUUAAGUGUGGUAAAUGAAGAACGAAUGAGGUCCCUAUCUCAGGGGGUUCUGCGUGACGCGAACCGCCAAGGAACGAGUCGUUCCAAAUCUGCGUGCUUUCCGCACCGAUAUAUUUUAUAUCUCAUACCGUCUUCACUCAGGUCAGCAUCUAUUUUUAUAAGAAAAUCAUAUUUAAUGAGUUGAUUUUAUGGAUAUGGUGUCGGGGGAUGGGACAGGUGUAGCAGCACCAGGGCGGCGCUGGCGCCGGUCGCUCCGGUGCCCGCUCGGCCGCGGCGGGGCCGCUCUAUCCUGUGUAGCCGGUGCGCCCGGCCGGGCCCCGCGGCCUCCUUCACGCCGUGUGACCGGCCGGCGUCGGUCGCGUGCCAUAGAAAUCGGAGCUUUCAUAAUCUCAUGAGUGGGUUGCGCGAGCGGCGGGUGGGAGCGUGCCGCCGCGGGCAGCUCGCCGCGUCUGUACCUGUCACUGGCUGUUUGCUACAGGGGCUAUGGGCCUCGGGACGGGCAGAGGGGCCGGCGCAGCUGGCCGGGCCCCAGCGCACCCGGUCGUGGUGUCCCCAUCGCGAGCCUCGGGAGAAGCGCUCGGUGAACCAGGUGUGCUUUGGUUCGGUAGCGUAGGACUUAUGCAUUUUGUGUUUGUAGAUUGUUGUAUAUAUCAUCUCUACUGUAGCUUCAGGCUCUUGUAUUGACAAGGGCCGGUGUAAAAAUCUUUUUUUAGAAGACUCGUUCAUCUGGAGAUUGUCAGCUGCAACUUGAAUCUCACCGGUGAACAAAUAAAACUGAACACACGUUCUA
This is a messenger RNA of Amphibalanus amphitrite, 3296 nucleotides long. RefSeq lists its product as uncharacterized. The record is from RefSeq and is a predicted model, not a curated record. The transcript is spliced from 6 exons. Lineage: Eukaryota; Metazoa; Arthropoda; Thecostraca; Balanomorpha; Balanidae. The coding region runs from base 297 to 1472 and encodes 391 amino acids.